AUGAACAAAACCACGAUCGUUAAUAUACUAACUGUUGUGAACCUUGUGUUUAUUGUAUUUUAUUGCUUCAAAUCCCCUGACAUCUCUUCUACUUCUCAGCCAAUUUCUUCCCCUCCUUCAUUGCAAGCAAAUAUUGUUGUUUACAACAGGGUAAGCUCUUAAAUAUCUUUCCAGUUGUGUUUAGAUACCAAAGACUGGCUCAACUACCUUUACAAAUGCAAUUGGUUAUGAUUUGUUCAAGAAGAAUGGCUUUAAUGUUAUCCAUGUCAAUAUUACCAAGAACAUGAACACGUUAAGCGCUGCAGACCAAGCUGAUUUUGUGAGAAAUGUGUCUGAUUGGAAUGCCAGGAAACCUGCACUAUAUCAUGGUCACAUGGCUUUUCUUAAUUUUAAUCGCUUUGGGCGAAGAAACCCCAUCUACAUUAAUAUUCUGAGAGAACCUUUGGAAAGGUUCGUUUCGUACUAUUACUUCCUCAGAUAUGGAGAUAACUAUCGGGUGGGACUUAAGAGAAGUAGAUCGGGGAAUAAUGAGACGUUUGACGAAUGUAUUCAGAGAAAAGGGCGGGACUGUGAUCUUGACAAGUUAUGGGUUCAGAUCCCUUACUUUUGUGGACACUACAGCUUCUGCAAGUAUGUUAAUGACUCAACGAUGAUGUUCUUUUAGAAAACCAGGGAACCGACUGGCUUUUGAAACAGCGAGAAGCAAUCUCAUAAAUCAUUAUUUGUUGGUGGGAUAUACGGAUAAGAUCCGGGAGAUGAUCUUGGUGCUGGAGAAGGUUCUUCCUACGUUCUUCUCCGGCGCGCUCAAUCAUUUUGAUCAACUUGACGGUAAUGUAACUACAUUCAAGAAAUAAUUUCUCUCUAGGAAAUCGAUCACAUAUGAGGAGUACGACAAAAAAAAUUGAACCGAAAAGAGAAACAUUGGAGAAGAUCUCCAAGAACUCUGUGUUUAUUAUGGAAAAGGAAUUCUACGAGUUUGCUGUCAGCGAGUUUGACGCCACGUUUGACAGAGAAAUUGAGAACAAACACGAAAAAAAGUAUCGAUACGAAAAAAUGAGGCCAUAA
This is a messenger RNA of Bursaphelenchus xylophilus (pine wood nematode), 1065 nucleotides long. The record is from the annotation of a GenBank genome assembly. Lineage: Eukaryota; Metazoa; Nematoda; Chromadorea; Rhabditida; Aphelenchoididae.